Molecule: messenger RNA, 1515 nt
Organism: Tauraco erythrolophus (red-crested turaco)
Lineage: Eukaryota; Metazoa; Chordata; Aves; Musophagiformes; Musophagidae
Source: RefSeq, a predicted model, not a curated record
CACGUGUGUUCAUUGUAUUCAAAACUAAUUCCACUUUCAUGUCACGGCAGAUACAAACGCCAGGAGACGAGGCCUCGUUACAGCAUCGGGCUGGAGCAGGAUGAGACCUACAUUCCCCCUGGAGAGUCCCUGAAGGAUUUGAUCGAGCAGUCCCAGAGCUCGGGGAGCGGCUCCGGGCUCCCUCUCCUGGUUCAAAGGACCAUCGCAAAACAGAUUCAGAUGGUAAAGCAGAUUGGAAAAGGUCGCUAUGGAGAAGUCUGGAUGGGAAAGUGGCGUGGUGAAAAGGUAGCCGUGAAAGUGUUUUUUACCACGGAGGAAGCCAGCUGGUUCAGAGAAACAGAAAUCUACCAGACUGUCCUGAUGAGGCAUGAAAAUAUUCUCGGGUUCAUUGCCGCGGACAUUAAAGGUACAGGAUCUUGGACCCAGCUGUAUCUCAUCACCGACUAUCACGAGAAUGGCUCGCUUUAUGAUUAUCUAAAAUCUACUACUUUGGACACAAAAGCCAUGCUAAAACUGGCUUACUCCUCCGUUAGUGGCUUGUGCCACCUGCACACUGAGAUCUUCAGUACUCAGGGCAAACCCGCUAUUGCCCACCGAGACCUAAAAAGUAAGAAUAUCCUGGUGAAAAAGAACGGCACCUGCUGUAUAGCAGAUUUGGGCUUGGCUGUUAAAUUUAUCAGUGAUACAAACGAGGUAGACAUACCUCCAAAUACCCGUGUAGGAACAAAACGCUAUAUGCCUCCCGAGGUGCUGGAUGAAAGCUUGAAUAGAAAUCACUUUCAGUCGUACAUCAUGGCUGAUAUGUACAGUUUUGGACUCAUCCUUUGGGAGAUAGCAAGGAGAUGUGUUUCAGGAGGAAUAGUUGAGGAAUACCAGCUUCCGUACCAUGACCUCGUGCCCAGCGACCCCUCGUAUGAGGACAUGCGGGAGAUCGUGUGCAUCAAGAGACUACGCCCUUCCUUUCCCAACAGAUGGAGCAGUGAUGAGUGCCUACGGCAGAUGGGGAAGCUGAUGAUGGAGUGCUGGGCUCACAACCCUGCCUCCCGGCUCACAGCCCUGCGGGUCAAGAAAACACUUGCCAAAAUGUCAGAGUCGCAGGACAUUAAACUCUGACUUGGCCAGGGGCAGCUCUCGUGAAGGCCCAUGGAAACGGACUUUCUCGUGCAGGCAGAAGUCCUGAAGAGGUAUCAAAAGUCUUGCUAAUAAUACCUUGAAAGCAGUCAUGCUUAAGAGCAGCUGUAAGUUUGACAGCUUUUGAGGAGACUAUCCUUUGCAAAAAUCAGCUGAAUUUUGACAUACAAGAUUGGAAGAGGCUUGUCUGCCCUUGUUUACACGGGGAAAUACAGUUUUAGUAACUGGUUUAAGAUUAUGCAUGUUGCUUUCCGUGAAAGCCAUUUAUUAUUUUAUUAUUAUUAUUGUUAUUAUUAUUAUUUUGAUUGUUUAAAAAGAUACUGCUUUAAAUUUUAUGAAAAUAAAAGUUUUGGUUAGAAGUAAAAAAAGACGUAUAUUGUUACA